UGAAAAAUAAAAUAUCGAUAUUGAUUCCCGUGGUUAGCAAUUAAAAUACCAAAAGGUCAAUGGCGUAGCUAGUCCAGAAAUCCAGCAUCAUCAUCACUACUCUCCUACUUCUGUGCAUCCAUCACCGGACAAAUGAAGUAUAUAUGUAAGUAACAUCCAUAAAUUAAUAUUUUGAAAAAUAACAACAGGGCUUUUAAUAUUGUUUAACAAACUCACUCUUUAUAAGUUCAUCAAAAACUGAUAUCCAGAUUUUCCAUAUGGAUAAUUCAAUCCAUUCAACUUCAAAGUUCAAAUUUGAGUGGCAAAAAAAAAACCCAAACAAAAUCUUCCAGCUAGAAAUUCAGCCAUACUUCCAAAUUCCAAAAAUAUCAUCAUCCCAUGUAUAACCAUCCAGCAGCAGCAGCCAUGAGGAAAGCAACAUUGCCACCGGUGCCGCCGCCGACGACCACGACGUCCUCACUACGUUUCCGGGGUAAGAUUUGGUCGGAAAACAACUACACCAAAACUAUUGGUUUCACUUUGCUUCUUUUCUUAGCUUACUCUUUAGGCAAAUACAGUGCGUCCAAACCGGUUCUUCUUCUGCCGCUGCCGCCACCGCCAUCGGAAUCCAUUUCGGUUGAAACCAAAAACACUGUUGAAAACAAAAAUGAUGGCAUCAUUGAACGCGAGGAUCAUCCCGUCGAUAUAAUCAAUUCCGAUGAUCAUAACAUUUUCGGAACGGUAUGCCCGGCAGCAGUUGAUCACCCAAACCCGAACCCGAAACUCGUUCGCCAAACCAUCAUUGACCGGGUCUUCAGCGGAGUCUCCCCUUGGUCCGAUUUCCCACCACCCCACGUCGGAAAAUUCCUCCGGCCCAGGAAAAUCCAUGGCUGGGGAUCCACCGGAGCCGUUUUCCGCAACCUGAUCCAGAAAGUCAAGCCCAAGAUCAUAAUCGAGGUGGGCACUUUCCUGGGCGCCUCGGCGCUCCACAUGGUCCAGUUGACCCGCGAAUUGGGCCUCUCCGACACCCAGAUCCUCUGCGUCGACGACUUCCGGGGCUGGCCCGGGUUUCAGAAGGACAAGGACAUCAGAACCGUCAACGGCGACGUCAUGCUGCUGUACCAGUUCAUGCAGAACGUGAUCCAAGCCAACGCGUCGGAGUCGGUGAUCUUCCUGCCGUUCUCGACCGGGUCGGGUCUGGAGAGCCUCUGCCAGUGGGGGGUUUACGGCGACUUGAUUGAGGUCGACGCCGGCCACGAUUUUCAUUCCGCUUGGUCGGAUAUUAGCCGGGCUUACAAGAUUCUCCGGCCCGGCGGCGUGCUUUUCGGCCACGACUACUUCACCGCCGCCGAUAACAGAGGUGUCCGGAGGGCGGUCCAGUUGUUCGCCAAGGUUAAGCAUCUCCGGGUGGAAGCCGAUGGCCAGCAUUGGGUUCUUCAUGACGACUCCAUUGGAAAUUAAAUUUGUAGUACAGUUGUUACUUUGUUAAAAUUUUAUUUACGCUCAUCUGUAAAAUUUCAUUUUUGAUCACAUCUUGUAACAUUACGUGAAAAUUUGAUGGAUGCACCCACUUUUGGGUAAUUAUUCAGUUUUAAAUAAUGAAGGAGGUAACACAAAAGUGUUGCUGAACAUUGCGUGUAUUUUGUAUUCUAUCUUGGUCUUGUUUUAAAUUCUAUAUUUAUUUGUGAUAACGUGAAAAAGCAG
Molecule: messenger RNA, 1683 nt
Organism: Oldenlandia corymbosa var. corymbosa
Lineage: Eukaryota; Viridiplantae; Streptophyta; Magnoliopsida; Gentianales; Rubiaceae
Source: the annotation of a GenBank genome assembly